AUGUCUGGUGCCAGGCUGUUACUGUUCAUACAGAGCCUGUCUCGUAGGAAACCCCUGGAGCCAGAGGGGGAGGUGUCCAACUUUAAACGAUGUCUGACUACCCUUGACCUGGUGGCUCUGGGGGUUGGCAGCACACUGGGGGCUGGCGUGUAUGUGCUGUCAGGAGAGGUGGCCAGGGCCGUAGCUGGGCCCAGUAUAAUUAUAUCUUUCCUUGUGGCAGCAAUAGCUUCCAUUUUCGCAGGGCUGUGCUAUGCUGAAUUUGGAUCGCGUGUGCCCAAGACUGGCUCUGCCUACCUGUACAGCUAUGUGACAGUGGGGGAGAUUUGGGCCUUCAUCACUGGCUGGAACUUGCUGCUGUCAUAUGUCAUAGGAACAUCAAGUGUAGCCAGGGCAUGGAGUGGGACUUUUGAUGACCUCAUUGGAAAUGCCAUUGCCAACUCUUUAGGUCAACAUGCAGCAAUGGAUAUGCCAGGCCUCGCUACCUACCCAGACUUCUUUGCUGCUGCUCUCAUCAUGCUGUUGGCAGGGAUCCUUGCAUUUGGCGUUAAAGAGUCUGCUAUUGUGAAUAAGGUUUUUACAGCAGUUAAUACAGUGGUCUUGGUGUUUGUUAUCAUCGCUGGCUUCAUCAAAGGUGACAUUGACAACUGGUACAUUAGUGAGGACACUAUCCUGAACAUAACAACAAAUGAAAACUUCACAUCGGCACUAAAUGAAACCACAAAUUACGGUGUUGGUGGCUUCUUCCCCUUUGGUGUUGAGGGAACAUUGGCAGGAGCUGCAACCUGUUUUUACGCCUUUGUUGGAUUUGACUGCAUAGCCACAACAGGGGAGGAGGUGCAGAACCCUCAGAAGUCCAUCCCUCUGGGCAUUGUAGCAUCCCUGUUGAUCUGUUUCCUGGCUUACUUUGGUGUGUCGGCAGCACUGACCCUCAUGAUGCCCUACUGCAUGCUCAGUGUCAAUAGCCCAUUACCUGUAGCUUUUACAUACAUCGGCUGGGGCCCUGCAAAGUAUGCUGUGGCUGUAGGCUCCCUCUGUGCACUUUCAACAAGUCUUCUAGGAUCCAUGUUUCCCAUGCCCCGGGUCCUCUUUGCGAUGGCCAGGGACGGGUUGCUCUUCAAGCCACUCAGUAACAUGAGUUCUCAACAAAGUCCUGUGGUAGCCACUCUAUCUUCAGGUGUUGUGGCAGCAAUCAUGGCUCUAUUAUUUGACCUGAAAGCACUUGUGGACAUGAUGUCAAUUGGAACACUCUUUGCCUACACUCUUGUAGCAAUAUGUAUUCUCAUAUUGAGGUACCAACCAGAUCUUGCGCUUUUCUUUAUAUCCUGUUUCCUUUUAUAUCCAGUGUCAUACUCUCUUAGAGGUCUGACACAUUUGUUUUGUCCCCCAGUCCUUUUAGAAAUUAUUCUGAGCGUUUUCCUGACCAAGGCUGUGGAUUCCCUGAUGAACCAGGAGUGGUGGAGCAUUUUAAUCAUCUCUGUGAUCCUUAUGAUGCUGGUCCUCACUGUUUUCAUCAUCUGGAGACAGCCUCAGAAUACAACCAAAGCUGCUUUUAUGGUUCCUUUUAUACCAGCACUUCCUAUUGUGAGUACAUUUGUCAAUGUCUAUCUGAUGGUUCAGUUGGGAGGAGAUACAUGGAUUCGCUAUGCUGUUUGGAUGGCAGUGGGGUUAUUGAUCUACUUUUGUUAUGGAGUUCAUCACAGUGUGCAAAAGCAAAGGCUGGAAAAUGCACACAAUCAGGUCAACAUACAAAGUCUUAACACAAAUAUGGAGUAAAACUAUGUGAUGGAUGAGGA
Molecule: messenger RNA, 1793 nt
Organism: Oncorhynchus tshawytscha (Chinook salmon)
Lineage: Eukaryota; Metazoa; Chordata; Actinopteri; Salmoniformes; Salmonidae
Product: cationic amino acid transporter 2 family protein
Exons: 11
Coding region: 1-1773 (590 amino acids)
Biological process (GO): amino acid transport; transmembrane transport
Cellular component (GO): plasma membrane
Molecular function (GO): amino acid transmembrane transporter activity
Source: RefSeq, a predicted model, not a curated record